This is a messenger RNA of Colletotrichum orchidophilum, 231 nucleotides long. RefSeq lists its product as uncharacterized. The transcript has 2 exons. Gene Ontology annotation, cellular component: fungal-type vacuole membrane. NCBI's taxonomy places the organism in Eukaryota, Fungi, Ascomycota, Sordariomycetes, Glomerellales, Glomerellaceae. The record is from RefSeq and is a predicted model, not a curated record. Bases 1 to 231 code for a protein of 76 amino acids.
AUGACCAGCUUGGCUACUGAGUACCGGCAGAUUUUCCUAGCGCAGGGCCUUUGCAUUGGUGUCGGCCAGGGUCUGCCUAGUGUGACCCUCAUCUCGACGUAUUUCUUUCGCAAGAGGGUCUUCGCUGUUACCACCGCAGCUACAGGGACGAGUACCGGUGGUGUCAUCUUCCCAGCCAUAAUACAAUAUCUAACUCCCCGGAUUGAGGAUUUCCCCGGGCUGUGCUGUUAG